CUGAUUUUUUAACCUUGACGCUCGAGAGACGCUCACAGUAACAAAGUAACACGCGAAGACACGAAGUAACAAUCUGCGGUGGCUUCAAAGGAAUUAACAGAGCGGGAAGGAUUUUAUUUUUUAACAGCUGAAUCUAUCGUCGUUAUUACCAGAAGGGAAAAUAUGAAGUUUUUAACUAUUUUGCGUCUUUUCGCCUUUACCAUCGUGGCUGUCACAUCAGUGAGCGGUGCGUCUAUAGAGCGGUUUGAGAGCGAGAGGCCUGCACAGACAGCUGUAAUUGAUCUUUUGGAGGCACUGAAUGAGAAGAGAUCUACUGUGGACAACAAGCAAGUGGAGUAUGAGGAGGAAGACGAGUAUUACUAUGACGAUGAAGAGGAUGAGUUUUCAGGGGAUUACGAGGUGCCAUUAGUUGCGUUUUCAAGCAAACCCAAAGACCCGAGUGCAGUUUUGAAUGCAGAGAAACUUGAAGACUCGAAGAGGAAGGGGCUUGGAAGGAAGAAGGGAAGAGGCAAGAAAAGGAAUCCAUGUCUAAAAAAGUACAAGGACUUUUGUAUCCACGGAACCUGCCAGUAUCUCAGGGACUUAAAGGGGCCCUCAUGCAUUUGUGACCAGGGCUACUCGGGAGAGCGAUGCCACCUUUUCUCCCUGGAAUUAAAGAAGAACGAGGGAGUGUAUAGCCGCACUACGGCCCUUGCUGUGGUGGCCGUGGUUCUCUCUUCGUUAUGUCUCACCAUCAUUGGACUGAUGCUGGCACUCAGGUUUCACAAGCAAGGUGCAUAUAAUGUGGAAAAUGAGGAGAAAGUUAAACUGGGAGCCGCCCCACACCACUAAAUGAGACUGGAGAGAACGGGCAACCGUGUGGAAAUUCUACCUCAAAAUUAAGUGGCAAAGAGCAGAGGGUACAGUGUGCUGGAGAGGAGGAUAGAGUGAUAGCAUUUGUUUGGCAGGAGUCAUGGUGCCUCUGUGAAGGGCCUGACUCACGAAGGACUCUCUAAAUGGUUCGCAGGAGAGCGCAAAACCUGCCACGAACUAGAACUCUGACAGACAGACUCGGUCAGGAAGAGACACUGAGCUGUUCGAUACAGAAUGAGAAGGAACUCUUCGGGGUUGGGAAUGUAGUUUGAGUUUUAGAGACGAGGCUUUUUCUAGUACUGAAGAAGCUCUGCCUGAAAUAAGUAUUCUUACAAAUAAGCAGUUUUGUUCAUGUCUUGUGCACUGUGUAUUUAAUCAUUGCUGGCUAUGCUUUAAUUUAUUUAUUUAUGUAUGCGUGUAUAUAUCUAUUAAUAUUUAUUUGGAUUUAGACCAACCUUGUCCAGCCCUAAUGCACUGGCAAUGUAUUUGAAAGUCUCUGUGUUGUAUGUUGAUGUAAUAUUUUAUUUAUUAAAAGAAGCAGUAGUAAUCCGUGUCUAUUCAGUAAGUGAGUACUGAACAGUGGUAGACUGAAAAUCUAAAUAAUAUAUCACAAUGGUAUGCAUUUUGAUAUUUUUGGAAAUAUUAUUUGUAUUUUGAUGUUCAGGACAGUGUUAGAAUGUAUAUUUCAGCAAACUUUAUGAAAAGUCAUAUUUUAAGCUUUUUUUCUUUUCUGUUAGAGAAAAUUAUAAUUUUGGCCAGUAAAACGUUAACACUGUUAUUGAGCUGUGCAAAUUAUGAAAUGUGAAUUAGUUACUUUUCUGUUUAUUUAAUUUCAGCACCCUCCUCUAUAAGACAAAGUAGUUGCUUCCUCAUUGUAUGUAUGGAGUAUUUUUAAAACGCUCGGACAAGAAAUUAAGGCAAAUAAUAAAACCUCUAUAUA
Sinocyclocheilus grahami is the source of this 1792-nucleotide messenger RNA. Its product is annotated as proheparin-binding EGF-like growth factor. Gene Ontology annotation, molecular function: epidermal growth factor receptor binding; growth factor activity. Lineage: Eukaryota; Metazoa; Chordata; Actinopteri; Cypriniformes; Cyprinidae. The transcript is spliced from 6 exons. Gene Ontology annotation, biological process: positive regulation of cell population proliferation; epidermal growth factor receptor signaling pathway. The record is from RefSeq and is a predicted model, not a curated record. The coding region runs from base 163 to 831 and encodes 222 amino acids.